This is a messenger RNA of Schistocerca gregaria, 3315 nucleotides long. Its product is annotated as GTP-binding protein 4-like. The coding region runs from base 965 to 2947 and encodes 660 amino acids. Gene Ontology annotation, biological process: ribosomal large subunit biogenesis. Gene Ontology annotation, molecular function: RNA binding; GTPase activity; GTP binding. Lineage: Eukaryota; Metazoa; Arthropoda; Insecta; Orthoptera; Acrididae. Gene Ontology annotation, cellular component: nucleolus. The record is from RefSeq and is a predicted model, not a curated record. The transcript is spliced from 3 exons.
CCCCAGCGUUCCCUCCGUCAGCCAAGAACGAAUUCAACCAAAACAAGGCGUUCUAAAAAUGGGACGUCUAUUUUUAGAGAAUGGCAAACCGAAGACGCGUUUUCUUGAAAACUGCCCAGGUUGCUCGUGUAGAGACAACGUGGAGGUAAGAAAAACAUUUGUACAGCCGAGGAGAAAAACAAGGUCGUAGCGGAGGAAGUAGGCAAGAUGUGUGUUUUUGUCGGUUCGAUUGAGAACAAUUAAUUAGAAUAUUCAGAAUUGAUGCAAUUUAUAAGGCAGGCAGAAUUGUCUUGAGUGUGCUCUGGAGGAGGUCUUAUUAUCUGUGCUCAACAGUUUCUUUAAAAACCCAUCUUCAACUGGCGUUAUUUUCGCAGCCACAAAAACUUCUAAGCGGCAAUCGGACUGCUCUGCCCGGUUCUCCCAUAAUUCCUCGUUUACUCACGCUCAGUAAGCCCAAAUGCCCGCCGUCCGGUCAUCAACAAUGUCUAAUAUGUAUCACGUCCGCCCACACACCGCGCCGGCGAUUGGCCCUCUCUUUUUUGCCACCCACAACUGAUUCACCGAACAAAUCCAGAGAUUGCGUACUGCUCGUGCCCUGUCAUUUCCGUUGGCUGGUACUCGUCGUAUACACGUUAUUCACACAGAUUUUGUGUGCACAUACAAAUGCAUACACGCUAAUAAUGUACUAUAGACGAACGAUACGUGCAAUUCGGAUUGUUUUGUAUACGUGUAUGCACACAACGUACUGCAGUACAUAUUGUAUGCAUAUACAAAAUUCGUGCGUCUUGCUUCAAGUUCGAGUAACGGAGUCAGGCCCGACUUGCCAAAGGCCGAUGCAUUGUCGGCAUUGCUGGCUUUGUUUUCAGGUGAAAUCUGCGGUUAUCUUCGAACUUUUUGCCUUUUGAAGCAGGGCCUUCUAUCUCGGAUAUUUUUUCUACCUGACUAGGAAAACUCACAUGCAAAGAUGGUCAGCUACAACUUCAAGAGUAUCACUGUCGUGCCCAAUGCCAAUGACUUUGUCGACAUUGUCUUGACGCGCACGCAACGAAAAACACCCACUGUAGUGCACAAAGGAUACAAGAUCAGUAUCUUGCGCAAGUUUUACAUGAGAAAAGUGAAGUUUACGCAACAGACAAUCACCGACAAAUUCCAACUCUUCUUGACUGAAUUUCCAGUCCUGGACGAAAUCCACCCUUUUUACGCAGAUUUGAUGAAUGUGCUGUAUGACAAGGAUCACUACAAGCUCGCAUUGGGACAGAUUAAUGCUGCUCGUAGAUUGGUUGACAACAUUGCAUCUGACUACAUUCGUCUGCUCAAAUACGGUGACUCACUCUAUCGGUGCAAGCAAUUGAAACGGGCGGCCCUGGGGCGGAUGGUGAAGGUCAUUCGUCGAUUGGGUCCGAGUUUGAGCUAUUUGGAGCAAGUUCGCCAACAUCUGGCAAGGCUGCCUCAGAUUGACCCUACAACUCGAACGCUACUCGUAUGUGGCUACCCAAAUGUAGGCAAAUCGUCUUUCAUGAACAAGGUAACGCGCGCUAACGUAGACGUGCAGCCGUACGCUUUCACCACUAAGUCAUUGUUUGUGGGUCACAUGGACUACAAAUUUUUGAGGUGGCAAGUUAUUGAUACGCCGGGCAUCUUGGACCACCCUGUUGAGGACAGAAACGUGAUCGAAAUGCAGAGUAUCACAGCUUUGGCUCACUUGAUGUGCAGCGUUUUGUUUUUUAUUGACAUUUCGGAGACCUGCGGGUACUCGAUCGAGCAACAGAUCAAGUUAUUCGACUCGAUUUCUCCAUUGUUUGAGAAUAAACCGUUGGUGUUCGUGCUGAACAAGAUUGAUAUUCGACGCGUGGAGGAGUUGAAACCGGAGGAGACGAGCAUGAUUGAGAAUUUGAAAAAUCGGUUUUCUCAGUGCCAAGUGUUGCCUAUGUCGUCGGUGAGUGAGGAGGGCGUAUCAACGGUUAAGAAGAUAGCGUGUGAUAUGAUUCUUGAUGUGCGCGUGAACAUGAAGUUGAGGGGUGUCAAGCGAGAUGAGUUAUUGAAUCGAAUGCACGUGUCGAUACCGGUCCCUCGAGACGACAUUAGUCGCCUCCCCUACGUGCCUGAGUCGGUGAAGGAAGCGGCUGAGUCUCAGGAAAAAGAAGAGUACAAGAAGGUUUCUCGCAAAAAGUUGGCGGAAUAUGAGGAACAACAAAAACUGUAUCACAAUAUGGACCCUGACUAUCGCGGUGUCGAUUGGAAGCAAGAAUACACGCUAGAGGAUAACGAAUGGCGCUACGAUAAGAUUCCAGAGAUCAUGGAUGGUGAGAACAUUUCUGAUUGGGUGGACGCGGAUUUGGAGUCCAAAUGGGGCCGAUUAGAGCAAGAAGAAGCAGAAUUGCUCCAACAAAUUGCCAUCACACCGAAGCCCACUUUGAAGGAUCCAUUGACCAAUGAAGAAUUGUUCAAAUUGGCGAUCAUCCGAAAUAGGAAGGCCAAGUUGAUAAGAGAUGGUCGUAUGAAAAAGCUUAGAAAUCAUCGCCUUAUGCCUCUUCAACAUCGUGUGGGAACUGUUUCGAACUUUGAAGAGCAUUUGAAAGAUAUAGGUGUUGAUGCACACAAGGCGGUCGAAUACGUUCGAGGGCAUUUACGGCCCAGAUCUAAAUAUCGCAGUUCUAAGCGUGCUCUGUCUGAGGGCACGGCGUCAAUUGACCCUGAGAAAAAGACAAGCGCUGUUUCUCGUCGAGCGCUUCGUCAAAGUUUAAGUCGGCUUCCUAAGCCCGGAGUAUCUUCGACUUCAUUUGGUUCUAUCCAGAAGUAUAAUUUGGCUAAGAAGUUAGAGAAGAGGGCCAUGGCUGUGUUGUCGAGGCGCGGUGGGUCCGGUCCGGGCGAUCGUUCCAUCCCUCAGCUGAAGCCGAAGCACCUGUUUUCCGGCAAGCGUACGGUUGGCUCUACCGAUCGUCGAUAAUUUUUUUUGUUCCCUAAGCAAUCUCGCUCACAUCUGAGCGAUUUCACGUAGCUCUACUGCAAAAUACGGACACAACUGGCUGAAGGAGGAAAUGUUUAUUUUUCGAUCUAUUGAUACUUUUUCUUGAGUUUCUCCACUGUGUCGAUAUACUGUUGCUGCGCGGUUUCUUUCGCCAUGCCUAGGUGGAAAAAAAUAUCGAAAUGAGCUAUUGAUUGCUAUUGAUUUGGUUAUUAAAAAAAAAAGGAGCGAACCUUUCAAGUCAUUCCAUGAGUUCCACUUGGCGACGCUCGUCAAUUGAAUGCUCCAUGGCCUUUCCGUGUUGUUGUCGCCUUCGGUGGCUUGUUUAUAGAGUGCAUAUAUUUCCAGAA